AUGCCUAAAGAAUUCAAAAGUUUUCUUUGUGAGCUGAGGAAGAAGUACAACAGAACGGAGCAUUGUGUUCAUCGACACUCUUGUGUUAGUAAUGUCGUUGAGAGUUUCGGCUACAACUUCACAAUUGGACUUGGAGUUAGUUUUGCUCUCACAUUAGCGCAGAAUAUGUCGACAGUAUUCUCGAAUCCCGUGAAAGUGUUGGACAAGUUACUUUCCAAGACGACCUUGCGAAUACCCACUUUUUUUGGCCUCAUGCCAUUUAUAUACCACACUGUUCGAUGUGCUAUUAACCGACUUCCACAGCGGAGCCACAAAUACAGCAAUAUCGUCGCCGGUUCGGCUUCAGGCCUAGCUUUGUUAGCCUUUCCAAAUGUUUCCAUUUCUAUGUACGUACUUUGGAAGGGUAUCGAGAUGGUCUACCGUGAUUUGGUGCGACAGGGGCGUGUCCGACCGAUGCCGUACGGCGAUUUGUUCCUCUACACUGUAUCGACAGCCUACGUACUCUGGCAGAUUAUAAUCGAGCCGCAAGCUAUCCGGAAAGGCUACCUCAAAUUCCUUCUCGGACUGACUGGGAACAGGUUGGAGAGGUUUUCCAAGUUCAGUACUAUAAAAAUGAGUUCCUUGUUCACUUGCACUCAAAGACUCAAUCCGCAAUUAUCUGAGAGGUGA
Cooperia oncophora is the source of this 669-nucleotide messenger RNA. Lineage: Eukaryota; Metazoa; Nematoda; Chromadorea; Rhabditida; Trichostrongylidae. The record is from the annotation of a GenBank genome assembly.